Molecule: messenger RNA, 3162 nt
Organism: Wickerhamiella sorbophila
Lineage: Eukaryota; Fungi; Ascomycota; Dipodascomycetes; Dipodascales; Trichomonascaceae
Product: DNA polymerase gamma, mitochondrial
Exons: 1
Coding region: 1-3162 (1053 amino acids)
Biological process (GO): mitochondrial DNA replication
Cellular component (GO): gamma DNA polymerase complex; mitochondrion
Molecular function (GO): 3'-5' exonuclease activity; DNA binding; DNA-directed DNA polymerase activity
Source: RefSeq, a predicted model, not a curated record
AUGCAGCGCGGGCGGGCUGUUCGCUUUCUUGAACCUGUGAAGCGGGCAACUUCGCAGCAAGUGCCCUUGUAUUCGAAAGUAAAUCCUGUUGGAAUCUACCACUUGGAAAAAGAGAAGCGCGACAAGUUGUUUGGACGCAAAAGAUCCAAGCUCGAUACUCGCCUCGUAGACCUGUCACUUGAGCACUUGACGCGGAAUGAUCUUCUUGGAAAGCCCACAUCAAAGCCAGAUGCAAUAAGUUUUGAGCUGCCUGAGCUUGUAGGCAAAGAUUUGGACGAGCACUUCCAGAAAAUCGGUCAGAAAAUGGCCGAACCGUACUUGGGCUGGGCCAAAGAGUACGCGACACAAGAAUUGAAGGACAAGCCUAGCUUGGAUGAGCUCCAAAUACAAUCUGGAUGGACAGAGUAUAGAGACGGGUCGGUUAAGGAGGUCGAUUUCCCAGAUGCAAAGUGUAUCACGUUCGAUACAGAGGUUAUGUAUAACGAACAUGAAUUCGCGGUUUUGGCCGUCGCUGCGUCAGAAUCAGCAUGGUACGUGUGGAUCAGUCCUUGGCUUCUUGAGGAAGCUGAAAAUCCUCGCCAAUUGAUCCCCCUAGGUACAAACCAGCAGGUAGUGGUGGGGUACAAUGUGGGGUACGAUCGAAAACGCGUCAAAGAAGAAUAUAAUCUGGAGGCACCGGACAGAUUUUUCAUUGAUGGCAUGUCUUUACACAUUGCGACUAAUGGAAUGUGUUCGCGGCAACGUCCAACCUGGCAAAAGUUGAAUAAAGCUGUGCAACAAGCCGGAGAGCGAUACGAAGGCAUGAGGUCAGAAGACGCGGACGAUCAAGGGAGCUCAGAAAGAUGGACGGCCAACGCAGAAGCCGCUGUAGCUGCAUCGGAAGCACUUGCCCAGGAGCUGAAAAAAGACCCUUGGUUUGCUCAGUCUUCUACCAAUUCGCUGGCCGAGGUAGUCAAGUUCUUGUUCCAGGAGAAGCUCGACAAGUCAGACCGGGAAGUGUUUGGUAAAGCAAGCAGAGAAGAAGUGAGGGAUCAAUUGAAAAACCUCAUCCACUAUUGUGCCAGCGACGUCUGGUGGACAAAACGCGUCUUUGAUAAACUUUUAGGCGAGUUCUUAACCCUGUGCCCGCACCCUGUUAGUUUCGGUGCACUACGGCCACUAUCACAACUUUUCUUGCCAAUUGAUGCAAAAUGGGAGCACUUUGUCGAAGGUACAGAGCAAAUGUACCAGUCCAUUACAAGCAAAAUCAAGAGCAGGCUUGAAGAGCUUGCCGUAGCUCAAAGUGAACUUACGGAGAACCCAGAAGCUCUUGAGAUCGCAAAGCAGGAUCCUUGGCUAUCACAGCUAGAUUGGGAAGUUGCGCCUAUUCGCAUGGUUAAAGGGAAAAAAGGGGAGCCCGACCGGUUGGCUAAAAAUCAGAAACUACCCGGCAAACCUAACUGGUUUAAACAAUUAUACCCGAGUGCCACAAAGCCUAUUAAUCUCAGCCUUCGAACCCGAAUUGCCCCUAUUCUGUUGAGGCUAAAAUGGGAAGGCCAUCCAUUUUUCUGGACUGACAAGUACGGCUGGUGCUUUUGGGUGCCGCCCGCCGAGACCGAAAAAUACGAAGCACAAGGAUUUGUUAUUAUCGAAGAGUUUAGGGAGCUUUGGAUUGGAGAUGGCAAGCGGGUUCUAGUGAAGGUUCCUCAUGUUGAUGGCCCGAACGGACGUUGUACCAACCCUAUGGCUAAAAGUUACUUGCGAUAUUUUGACAAGGACAUUAUUACAUCCGACAAGCCAGAAGCGCUAGAAGCAAUCAAAGGAAACAUCGAAUGCUCAUACUGGGUGUCUGCCAGAAAGCGAAUCAUCUCCCAAAUGCCAGUGUUCCAGUCUGAUUUGCCAAUGGGACUUCCAGGAGGCCCAGCAGUGGGAAUGAUUUUGCCUAGAGCAAUUCCCAUGGGUACAGUUACACGGCGAGCUGUCGAAGAUACUUGGCUAACUGCAUCAAAUGCCAAUCAAUCUCGAAUUGGUAGCGAGCUAAAGGCCAUGGUACGAGCACCGGAGGGUUAUGCUUUUGUUGGUGCCGACGUGGAUAGUGAGGAGUUGUGGAUUGCUAGUUUACUGGGUGAUGCCGUAUUUGGGAUCCAUGGUGGCACUGCUCUAGGAUGGAUGACGUUGGAAGGAACAAAAAGCGCUGGCACUGACUUGCAUUCACGAACUGCCAAGAUUCUGGGUAUUUCGAGAAAUGAAGCCAAGGUUUUCAAUUACGGUCGAAUCUAUGGAGCGGGUCUCAAUUUUGCUAUUCGGCUGUUAAAACAAUUCAAUCCCUCUUUAACGGACUCUCAAGCACAGUUAGCAGCCACACAGCUGUACGAAGCUACUAAAGGUGAAAAGUUUCACUCGAAAAAAUUCAACACCAAAACCUUCUGGACAGGCGGCUCUGAGUCGAUUGUUUUCAAUGUAUUGGAGUCAAUGGCACGACUGCCUCGUCAAAGAACACCGGUACUAGGAGCAGGAAUCACCGCAGCAUUGGCUAGCACGCAUUUGACGUCGUCCAGUAAUUUUUUGACGUCAAGAAUCAAUUGGACAAUCCAGUCGAGCGGUGUAGAUUAUCUCCACCUGUUGGUUGCCAGUAUGCACUAUCUUUGCGACAUUUAUCAUAUCCCUGCUCGCCUGUUUCUGACGGUUCACGAUGAAAUCCGGUAUAUCGUUCCUGAAAGAGAUACCCUGCGUACCGCCCUCGCCUUGCAGAUUGCUAAUUUGUGGACUCGGUCGAUGUUUUGCCAGCAGGUAGGUAUGGAUGACAUUCCUGCUUCAAUUGCAUAUUUUUCGUUGGUGGAUGUCGACAAGGUACUCCGCAAAGAAGUCGACCACAAGUGUAUUACGCCGUCUCACCCCGAGCCUAUUGAUCCGGGCAAGGCCUACGACAUGACUGAGUUGGUGAGUCUGUGUAGUUCACUUGGGCCCGAGGAUACAGCAGUCAAAGUGCAGUACCAAAGCCUUCCAUCCAAGCCGCGGCAACGAAUUAUGGAUCUAUCGCAAGAAGAGCCCGAUGUGUUGGGCUUUGUGAGGGCCCAGAUAGGUAAAGACGAAGCUAAGCGGAUGGAGGGAAGAUCGAAACACCAUGAUAUGGCUGGAUCCAUCUCAUCUAAUAGAUCUGUUAGAGGUGUCAUCAAAACAUAG